This is a messenger RNA of Funneliformis geosporum, 1392 nucleotides long. The record is from the annotation of a GenBank genome assembly. NCBI's taxonomy places the organism in Eukaryota, Fungi, Glomeromycota, Glomeromycetes, Glomerales, Glomeraceae.
AUGUUCCAACCCUUUUCGCCACAAUAUUAUCAAGUUUUAGAAUUCAUUGCAAAUAAAUUAAAUGAUGGUAAUAAACCCUUAGAAGAAUACAAGAUUUCAAAGUUUGAAGAGUCUGUACCAAUUCCUAAUAACCUAGUCGUAGAUGAGGUGAAAUUGGAUGAAAGAUAUAGGAUUAAAAGUAAGGAAUAUUUGGAGGUCGGAUUGAGAAAGUACGAGGACGUUGUGGAUGAGAAGUGGAAAGAAUUUGAUGAUGGAGGGUUAUGCGGAGAGUGGAUUAAAUUUAAGGAUGAAAAGAAAGAAGACGGAAAAAUUAAAGUUAAAGGAAGGGUAGCGCUUUAUUUUUUUGGAGGCGGAUAUUUUACGGGAUCCAGUAAAUCAUCUCGUAAACAUACGUUAUUAAUUGCUGAAAAGGCUGAAUGUCAAGUUUUUUCAAUUGAUUAUCGUCUAGCUCCAGAACAUCAAUUUCCUGCGCCACAUUGCGACGCUUUAGCAGCAUACUUUUAUCUUACUAACCCUGGCCCAGAAGCUGGAUUUGGACCAAUUGAUCCAAAAAGGAUUGUUUUUGUUGGAACUAGUGCGGGUGGUGGAUUGGCCGUUGGUACCGCGCUGUUUCUUCGUGAUUCUGGUUUGCCAUUACCAUCUGGAAUUUCGCCACCGGUGGAUUUGACAAAUAGCAUGCCAUCAUAUCGGGAACCGGGAAUGGAUAAAUCAGAUAUGAUACCUGGCAGGUUAUGCUUUCCUCCUCUUGGUUCACCAGGCCCCUUGUCAAUUGAAUAUCUAAAACGCGUAAAAGUUCUAUCAGAAAAGAUUAAGCAAAAAAAGCCAAAGGUGGUUGUACAUCAUUCUUUUACCAAAAUUCCAAGGUUUAGGCUUUGUUGCGCAAAUGAGGCUUUGGCCAUUCCUUAUUUCAGUCCAAUGUUGGCUGAAAGUUUAGGAAAUUUACCACCCAUUUUGUGUCAAGCAGGUGGCGGAGAAAGGUUACGAGAUUCAAUAAUUCUAUUUAGUUAUAAAGCUUCCGAUCCAAGCAAGUAUCUAGUACCCAAAUACGCUAUGGAGAAUUUUUCUGAAUCUCCAUUCAAGAAACCCACAAAAGUCACACUCGAAGUCUAUGAUGAAGCUUGCCACUGCUUUUUCUUAAUUCCGACUGAAAAAAUUAGCCAGUUUGCGCUAAAUAGAUCUUAUGAUUUUAUUAAGCUUCAUGCAGCUGUCGAUGAAAGAAUUCCUAAUGAGUUAGAAAGUAACGCUGAAAACGGGAAAACCCUUAAUGCAGUUUCUAUUAGCCCUAACUGCGAAGUUAGGGAGUUGGAUGCGAAAUAUAUGAAAUGCCUAAAUUUUGAGGAUAUUGGAGUUGUGCCGGACGUGAAUGAACCUGAUUAUGUUGAUAACGUUUAG